Adineta ricciae is the source of this 1320-nucleotide messenger RNA. The record is from the annotation of a GenBank genome assembly. NCBI's taxonomy places the organism in Eukaryota, Metazoa, Rotifera, Eurotatoria, Adinetida, Adinetidae.
AUGGCGGAAGCAGCAGGACAAGAAUCGUCGGAUAAGAAUGUCGAAAUGUGGAAAAUUAAAAAGCUUAUCAAAAGCUUAGAAGCGGCUCGAGGAAAUGGUACCAGCAUGAUUUCUUUAAUCACUCCACCACGUGAUCAAGUACCACGCAUCGCUCGCAUGUUAGCAGAUGAAUACGGUACAGCCUCGAAUAUCAAAUCACGUGUGAAUCGACUCUCAGUUCUCUCAGCGAUAACUUCUGUUCAAGCCCGAUUGAAAUUGUACAAUAAAAUACCUAAUAACGGUCUUGUAAUUUACUGUGGCACGAUAGUAACAGAUGAUGGAAAAGAGAAGAAAGUCAACAUCGAUUUCGAACCUUUCAAACCAAUUAAUACUUCACUUUAUCUUUGCGACAAUAAAUUUCACACUGAAGCACUGCAAGCUUUACUCACUGACGAUUCCCGCUUCGGUUUUAUUAUCAUGGAUGGUAAUGGUGCCUUGUUUGGCACACUACAAGGCAACUCGCGUGAAGUACUAACAAAGUUUUCUGUUGAUCUACCGAAAAAGCACGGUCGGGGCGGUCAAAGUGCCCUUCGGUUUGCUCGAUUACGUAUGGAAAAACGACACAAUUAUGUACGUAAAGUUGCUGAAACGGCUGUACAGUGUUUUAUCACAGAUGAUAAAGUUAACGUAUCAGGAAUCAUUCUUGCUGGUUUAGCUGAUUUCAAAACAGAACUUCAUCAAUCCGAUAUGUUUGAUCCACGUUUGCAAGCAAAAGUACUGAAACGAGUGGAUAUUUCUUACGGCGGUGAAAAUGGUUUCAAUCAAGCUAUUGAACUAGCGGCAGAAACAUUGGGCGAUGUGAAAUUCAUUCAGGAAAAGAAACUCAUCUCUCAAUUUUUCGAUGAAGUGUCCCGAGAUUCCGGUCAAUAUUGUUUCGGCGUAGAUGAAACAUUGAAAGCAUUAGAAAUGGGCGCUGUGGAAAUCCUGAUUGUUUGGGAGAAUUUCGAAGUGAUGCGUUAUGUCCUACGUAAUCCUCAAACACAAGAAACAAAAGUGUUACACUUACGGGCGGACCAAGAAAAAGAAAAAUCACAUUUCCAAGACAAGACUUCCGGCGUUGAGUUUGAACAUGUCGAAGAAAUGCCGUUACUGGAAUGGUUCGCUAAUAAUUAUAAAAACUUCGGCGCAUCAUUGGAAAUUGUUACGGAUAAAAGUCAAGAAGGUUCACAAUUCGUACGAGGAUUUGGCGGUGUGGGCGGUAUUCUUCGAUACAAAGUGGAAUUACAAAGCUUAAACGUUAAUGAAGAUGCCGAACCAAUUGAUUACAGUGAUUACGAUUAA